Molecule: messenger RNA, 2658 nt
Organism: Clupea harengus (Atlantic herring)
Lineage: Eukaryota; Metazoa; Chordata; Actinopteri; Clupeiformes; Clupeidae
Gene: mcm3l
Product: MCM3 minichromosome maintenance deficient 3 (S. cerevisiae), like
Biological process (GO): mitotic DNA replication initiation; double-strand break repair via break-induced replication; DNA strand elongation involved in DNA replication
Cellular component (GO): MCM complex; nucleus
Molecular function (GO): ATP binding; single-stranded DNA binding; single-stranded DNA helicase activity
Source: RefSeq, a predicted model, not a curated record
GUGCCUCUCUGAAAAGUGUUAAAAAUCCACAUUCCCCAGUUGACAUUUCAUUGUCUGUGAACGGGCCUAGGUCGAGUUGUUACUUGGCUUGUACAUCGGAAACUCUGCAUUUCACGUUAGGUGUUUGGCAACAGAAGGGAGAGAAACUGCGUGUUUAUAAAAUGGAUAAUGAAUUUGAAGACCUCGAGCUGCGUGAAGCACAGAGAGAGUACUUGGACUUCCUUGAUGACGAUCAAGACCAAGGAGUGUAUCAUGAGAAGGUACGCAGCAUGGUGUCCGAGGGCCAGUGCCGACUUCUCAUCAACAUAAACGAUCUGCGCCGCAGGAACGAGAAACGUGCCAAGGAGUUACUAAGGAAUGCCUUCUCUGAACUGGUGGCAGUCCAGCGUGCACUGAAGGAUUUGGUUUCCUCAAUAGAUGCCACAUUCUCCAAACAGUUUGAGGAGUUUCAUGUAGGCUUUGAAGGCAGCUUUGGCACUAAACACGUGACCCCACGCUCCCUGAGUGCUCGUUUCCUAGGCAACUUGGUGUGUGUAGAGGGUAUCGUCACCAAAUGCUCUCUUGUCAGGCCAAAGAUCAUGCGCAGUGUCCACUACUGUCCAGCCACCAAGAAGACCCUGGAGAGAAAGUACACAGACCUCACCUCAUUGGAUGCCUUCCCCUCCAGUGCCAUCUAUCCCACUAAGGAUGAAGAGAACAACCCUCUGGAGACUGAGUUUGGCUUGUGUCGGUAUAAGGACCACCAGACGCUGACCGUGCAGGAGAUGCCUGAGAAAGCCCCCGCUGGUCAGCUUCCACGCUCCGUUGACAUCAUGGUCAAUGAUGACAUGGUGGACAAAGUGAAGCCUGGAGAUCGCGUACAGCUAGUGGGCGUGUACCGCUGUCUGCCCGCCAAACAGGGAGGCUUCACCUCUGGCACCUUCAGAACUAUCCUUCUGGUGAACAACAUUAAGUUGAUGAGUAAGGAGAUUGUCCCUGUCUUCUCAGCAGACGAUGUUAGCAAGAUCAAGAAGUUCUGUAAAACCCACUCUAAGAAUGUGUUUGAGCACCUUGGUCGCUCCCUGGCCCCCAGUAUCCAUGGGCAUGAGUAUAUUAAGAAGGCCAUCCUCUGCCUGCUGCUGGGUGGCAAUGAGACCAACCUGGAGAAUGGCACUCGCAUCCGAGGAGACAUCAAUAUCCUCCUGAUAGGUGAUCCCUCAGUUGCGAAGUCGCAGCUUCUGCGCUAUGUGCUGUUUACGGCACCAAGGGCGAUCCCCACGACUGGACGAGGCUCAACCGGAGUGGGUUUGACCGCGGCAGUGACCACGGAUCAGGAGACUGGUGAUCGUCGUCUGGAGGCAGGGGCCAUGGUGCUGGCAGACAGAGGAGUUGUCUGUAUUGAUGAGUUUGACAAAAUGUCUGACAUGGAUCGCACUGCCAUCCACGAGGUGAUGGAACAAGGCCGGGUCACGAUUGCCAAAGCUGGCAUCCAUGCACGACUAAAUGCUCGCUGCAGUGUGCUGGCAGCAGCUAACCCAGUUUAUGGCAGGUAUGAUCAGUAUAAGACUCCCAUGGAGAACAUAGGCCUGCAGGACUCUCUGCUCUCUCGGUUUGAUCUGCUCUUCAUUGUUCUGGACGUGAUGGACCCGGACAGCGAUCGCCAGAUCGCUGAGCAUGUGCUGCGCAUGCACCGCUACCGCACACCUGGGGAGCCAGAGGGAACAGCAAUGCCCCUUGGAAGCACAGUGGACGUGUUUGCAACUGACGACCCCAACCUCACAGAGGUGACCGAUCAAGAGCUGCAGAUCUAUGAGAAGAGGGACAACAUGCUGCACGGGCACCGCAACAAACGGGAGAAGAUCGUCACCAUGGAGUUCAUCAGGAAGUACAUUCAUGUGGCCAAGCUGGUGAAGCCGGUUCUCACACAGGAGGCCUCUGACUACAUAGCAGAGGAGUAUGCUAAACUUCGCAGCCACGACCAGGUUAACCAAGAAUCUGCCCGGACAAUACCUGUGACCGCCCGAGCCCUUGAGACCAUGAUCCGAUUGGCCACUGCACACGCCAAAGCUCGCAUGAGCAAAGCUAUUGAACAGAGUGACGCAGAGGCUGCUAUUGAGCUUAUGCAGUUUGCCUACUUUAAGAAGGUCCUAGAGAAGGUGAAAAAACGGAAGGUUGCAGAAGAGGGCGAGGAAGUGGAGGAUGAUGCAUCACAAGAGACACAGGAGACGCCGAGCCAGAGAAGCACAAGGACAAGAGGACGCGCUUCUAAAGAUGACAUGGACAGCACAGAAGCAGGGGAUAACAUGGACCCUUAUGACUUCACUGAAGAUGAAAAGACCAAGCCCAGUCAGACGUCUCAGCCAUCAUCUCAGAAGACCAAGAGUGUCGUUAGUCAGGACAGGCUGAAGGUGUUUAAGGCAGCUUUGCUGAAAGCCUUCAAGUCUACACGCUCACAGUCUGUGGCUGUGUCUGACCUCCUGUCACACGUCAACCAGGGCCAGGAAGACCCCUUCAAGCCCCUCGAGAUCCAGCAACUGCUCGACCACAUGCAGGACGACAACCAGGUCAUGGUGUCCGAAGAUGUGGUCUUUCUCAUCUGAGGGUGAAUUUGGAGUCUCAACAACACUGCGAGGGCACUCUUUGUGAAUUUCUGUCCAAUAAAUCCUCUUUUGCAUCUUA